AUCAUACUGUUAUAAAUGAUUCAUCAUCACUCCUUAUCGAUAUACAAGAGCAGGAGGAAAUAAAAGACUUUAUAGCUUUAGAAAGAGAGAUACAAGCACAAAAUCAAUCAGCCCCAAGCAUACUAUCACCUCUUUUGAAAGUUACACCAAACACUGACACUGGGAUUGAAAACACGUUUAAAAACUCGAUUUCUAACAUUCACAUAUUUCCCGAUCAUUCAAAUCACGUUCCCCAUGAUAAGAUAAAAUAUGUUCAGGACAAAAAUAGUUUUCAUAUUAUUCAAAUUGAACCUAAUGUAAAUAGUAAUUUGGUUAAAACUAGAAGUAUAUCCUCACCUCUAUCAAAUUCUCUUCAAAGCAUACGUUCAUCCUUUGCUUCCUUCCCACUCUACUCUGAACAUGGUGAAGUUAAAUUACCUACUACUCCAGAUUUAAAUAAAAUUAAUGACAAUGAGGAGCUUUUUAGUGUUAACACUUUUCCUAGAACAAAAAAACCACACUACAAAUUGGGCAAUGAUAAUAAGACACCCUCUAAAGUUGAAAAUAAUCAGGCAUUCACACCUAACCAUUACGAAGCCCAUAAAUUAGAUCAUAAAAAAGCAAUGAAUUAUGUUGAGGUGUUGAAAUCUGCUUUGGAAGACGAAAUUUUACAUCAAUUCUUUCAUUCUGACUUCAGAAACUGCGUGAAUGAUACAAAGAAUUCCUGGAGAAAUGGGAAUGAUUGCGAGGAGGAUUUAAAAGAAUUGACCGAACCCAGGAUAGAGUUACUGGUUCGCACGCUUAACACAGUCUCAAAUUUAUCUGCCUUCACUGAUAAUCAGAACCUUUUUCGGGAGAUCGGUUGUCUUAAUCAUUUAAUGCGUAUUUUGUCUACCUCUACUGAUUGCCGCGUUUUGAUAGCUUCUACCCAAUGCAUAGCAAAUUUAUCGCUUAAUCCCAAAAAUCAACUCAUUUUAAAGGAAUGUACUCCAUGCUUGCUCAAACUUUUACUAAACGAUUUCGAGAAUCGGCAAUAUCAUAACAUUGUACCCAUAACAAAUAAACGCCAUAUUCCCAGUUCCAUCAAAUUGAAUUCACGAUUUUAUGUGGUAGCCCUGAAUGCUUUGAUCAAUUUGACAGUGUUUUCCCCCUGCAUGGAUUCAUUUCGCAAUACCCAAACGUUAUCUAAGCUUUUUGGAAUUUUAUUGGACCAAAAAAAUUACGAAAUCAAGCUCAACGCUCUCAAGCUUCUCGUAAAUCUAUCUUGUUACCUCGAGAUAGUUUACUAUAUUUGCCGAGCCAAAGUGGACAAAAACAUAAUAUUUCUUUUUGAUUCCGGUAUCGAUUCGCAAUUAUUGCUUCGGUCCACAACCUUGCUGGAGCAUUUGCUAAAGUUCUACAACGAGGAGCAAAAAUAUAGAGACCCUUCUUCCAAUAAUUCUCUAAAUUUUUCGGUCUUAGUUUCUGGUCCGGACUCUCCCUCUAAUAAUAAUAAUGCUUUGAUUCAAGUGAUACUCGGAUGUUCCAAUUUUUUAAGGGGAAAGUUGUUUCAACUCAAAUGCCAUAGAAUGGAAGAGAUACGGGAAAACGCGGCAAAAAUAUACGGAUAUUUGAAUUAUGUAUGAAAUCAGUAAAAAGAUAUGUAGUAUAAUAAUUUAGACUGAGGAUAGGCUGCGAAAAUAUUUUUUACCUUUGUUUAUUUCAUAUCUAGCUGUUUAAAUUCUUUCAAAAACAGAUAUUAAUAUAUAAACCCAUUUCGAUAUAAAUAAUGUAUAAAAUGAAAAUGAAAUAUUUUAUAUUAUAUAUUAUUGUUGCGAAUUCAAAUUGUGAAUUCAAAUCUAACCUUUUAUUUUUAAUUCAACUUAUAUUACAUUUUAUGAAUUCAAAUUUUUCUUUUCAAUUUAAUUUUUUAUUUUUGUAAUUUUGCGUAACCUUAAUUUUAUGUACGGCGUAACCUACUUUUUAUAUUUUAUAAUAUUUUUACUUUUUUGUUUUUCGUUUGUAUUCUAUUUAGAUUUAUAAAAAUGUAUAUAAACGAUGUAUGAGAUGGAAUAGAUAGUAAUAAUAAAGUUAAAUAUAAAUAAACACG
This is a messenger RNA of Gordionus sp. m RMFG-2023, 2068 nucleotides long. RefSeq lists its product as uncharacterized. The transcript is spliced from 6 exons. NCBI's taxonomy places the organism in Eukaryota, Metazoa, Nematomorpha, Gordioida, Chordodea, Parachordodidae. The coding region runs from base 603 to 1604 and encodes 333 amino acids. Gene Ontology annotation, cellular component: mitochondrion. The record is from RefSeq and is a predicted model, not a curated record.